Perca flavescens (yellow perch) is the source of this 1509-nucleotide messenger RNA. Its product is annotated as tripartite motif-containing protein 16-like. Bases 1 to 1509 code for a protein of 502 amino acids. The record is from RefSeq and is a predicted model, not a curated record. NCBI's taxonomy places the organism in Eukaryota, Metazoa, Chordata, Actinopteri, Perciformes, Percidae. Gene Ontology annotation, molecular function: protein binding; zinc ion binding. The transcript has a single exon.
AUGGCGCAGCAAAGAAAUCAAGCACCAGAGGAGAAAUUCUGCUGUUCGAUCUGUCUGGAUCUACUGAAGGAUCCGGUAACUAUUCCCUGUGGACACAACUACUGCAUGAGCUGUAUUAAAACCUCCUGGGAUGAAGGAGAUCAGAGAGGAACCUACAGAUGUACUCUGUGCCGAGAUACUUUCUCCCAGAGGCCUGUCCUGGUGAAAAGCACCAUGUUGGCAGAUUUAGUAGAGAAACUGAAGCCUCACUACGGAUCUCCUACUUUAAAAAAACGCAAAUGUGUUGAAGCAUCCGUUAAGCUCCAGGAGAACAUCUGCUCCCGUCAUGGUGAGGUAAUGACGUUUUUCUGCUGCACUGAUCAGCAGUGUAUCUGCAUUCUCUGCUCAAUGGAUAAUCAUAAUGGCCAUGACAUUGUCUCAGCUGCAGCAGAAAGGACUGAGAAGCAAAACAAGUUUGGUGAAAUUUGGCAAAACAUCCAGCCAAAAAUCCAGGACCGAGAGCAAGAUGCAAAGCUGCUUCAGAAAAAGAUGGAAACUAUCAAUUACUCUGCCGAUAAAGCAGUAGAGGACAGUGAGAAGAUCUUUACUGAGUUGAUCCGUGUCAUAGAGAAAAGAAGCUCUGAGGUGAAGGAGCAGAUCAGAUCCUGGCAGAAAACUGAAGGGAGUCGAGUCAAAGAGCUUCAGGAGAAGCUGGACCAGGAGAUCACUUACAUGAAGAGUAAAAAAGCUGAGCUGGACAAGCUCUCACGCUCAGAAGAUCACACCCAGUUUCUUCAAAGUUACUGCUCACUGUCCAUACUUACUGGAUCUACAUACUCACCAGUACCAAAAACUGAUCGUUUGUGGUACUUUAAGGAUGUGAUAGCAGCUGUGAAAGCAGCAAGUGAUAAAAUGCAGAACAUCCUUACUGAGAAACUGUCUUUCUCAAAACUCAUGAACAGCGCCGAGUACUUACAAUAUUCAUGUCAAAUCAUGAUGGAUCCAAACACAGUGGGCAUAUGGCUGGUUUUAUCAGAUGAGAACAGAAAAAUAACAUUUGAUAAAAAAGCAAGAUAUCCUGAACAUCCAGACAGAUUUGAGUACAGCCCUCAGGUCCUGAGUAAAGAGGGACUGACUGGACGUUGUUACUGGGAGAUGGAGAUAAGCAGGGAUGCUAAAGUAGCAGUCGCUUACAAGAGUAUUGCCAGAUCAGGGAGCUCUAAUGCAUGUUUCUUUGGACAGAAUAAGAAGUCCUGGGUAUUACACUGUAAUGAUAGUUACACCUUCAUGCAUGACGAUGACCUUACGUUAAUCUCUGCCCCUAAAUCCUCCAGAAUAGGAGUGUACCUGGAUCACAGCGCAGGUACUCUGGCCUUCUUCAGCGUCUCUGAAACUAUGACUCUCCUCCACAGAGUCCAGACCACAUUCACUGAGCCACUCUAUGCUGGAGUUUACCUCAGUGGUUCUGAUGGAGACACUGUUGAGUUCGGUAGAGUCGUGCCGUCAUUAAAGAGGCAGAGGGUAGACUGA